This is a messenger RNA of Alosa sapidissima (American shad), 1274 nucleotides long. Its product is annotated as PRA1 family protein 3-like. NCBI's taxonomy places the organism in Eukaryota, Metazoa, Chordata, Actinopteri, Clupeiformes, Clupeidae. The record is from RefSeq and is a predicted model, not a curated record. Gene Ontology annotation, biological process: negative regulation of transport. Bases 34 to 606 code for a protein of 190 amino acids. Gene Ontology annotation, cellular component: membrane. The transcript is spliced from 3 exons.
AUCUGAUCUGACAUUCGCCCAGCAGCAGCAGCGAUGGCAGGGAUGGAGGUUGCACCGUUUAGACCAUGGGAUGAUUUUUUCCCUGGAACAGACCGAUUUGCCAAACCAGACUUUGGAGAUUUAGCGAAAUGGAAUAACAGGAUCAUCAGCAACUUGUUAUACUACCAAACAAAUUAUCUGGUGGUGGCCAUUGUGGUUGCUCUUAUAGUGGGGUUCCUGAACCCCAUUGGCAUGUUUCUGGGGGGAGGUGUGGUCACAUUGGUCUUCAUGGGCUCUGUUUGGGCCGGAGAGAACCAGGCUGUGAUCAAGAACUUCAAGAAGAAGAACCCCAUGCUGUUUGUCAUCGCUGUGAUGGCGGUCAGCUACUUUGUGCUGUCUCUGUGCGGAGGAGUCCUGGUGUUCAUCUUUGGCAUCACUUUCCCCCUGCUCCUGAUCCUGAUUCACGCCUCAUUGCGGCUGAGAAACAUGAAGAACAGACUGGAGAACAAGAUGGAGGGUGUGGGCAUGAAGAGGACCCCCAUGGGCGUGAUCCUGGACCUGCUCGACCAGCAAGAGGAGAAGAUCAACAAGAUCCAGGACUUCAUCGAGAGCAAGCUGAAGGACUGAGCAGCGCGGCUACGCUUCCCUAACCUGUCGGUGUCAUACUCCUGUGCAUUUUAUCGGACUCAAAUCAGUGUUUAACAAAAGGAUGCAGCUGUAAAUAUCAACUUAUUUAGCUUCAGCCAAAAUUGGGCCUCUUGGCUCCAUAGAUGUCCAGUUGGUUACUCUGUAGAUGUUUAAUCACCAAAGGUUUGAGAGACACAGAAGUUCCAACUUGUGGGUCAUAACGAAUCACUCUGCCUGUGUCCAGAUGUGUGUGCAGUCUGUUCAGAAGUGGCAGGUAGCAUUGCAUCCCCUUUGUGUUUGUUUGUUUUUGUCUUGUCUUGGCUUGGCCCAUCUUGUUUGGAGGAUUAAAUAGUGUGAUGUGUUAGGGUUGCUGUAGCUACAGUAUGACAUAUCUGGUUGAAGAGUUGAGCUUUAUUGAUAAGUUUAUUUGAGUUUGAGUUUGUUUUUCUCCCUAGUCUAGAUUAUUCAUCGACUGUUCAUUCACUUGCUAUGACACGUUUAUAGUUGUGAUAUGAUUGCUUGAUAUAGCACAUUAUUAGACAAAUUUGUGGUUUAAGUUAUUAAGAAACAUGGCUUUUAUGAGGAAGUUAAUAUUAUUUUUGUUAAAGGAACCAUAUGUAAGAAAUGUAUUUCAAUUAAUCAUAAAAUGGCCCUGAUAUGUCACUAGA